Molecule: messenger RNA, 2388 nt
Organism: Eptesicus fuscus (big brown bat)
Lineage: Eukaryota; Metazoa; Chordata; Mammalia; Chiroptera; Vespertilionidae
Gene: ADGRG7
Product: adhesion G protein-coupled receptor G7
Exons: 17
Coding region: 1-2388 (795 amino acids)
Biological process (GO): cell surface receptor signaling pathway; G protein-coupled receptor signaling pathway
Cellular component (GO): membrane
Molecular function (GO): G protein-coupled receptor activity
Source: RefSeq, a predicted model, not a curated record
AUGGCUGCCGGCCGUGUGUGUGACCUCAGGGCGCUGGUGGCCAUCGUGUGCGGGCUGCUGACCACCAUCAUUUUCGGACUGAGCAUCUGGAUGGCUGUGGUCAAGAUCCAGAGAGGUAAUGCCUUGCCACUUCCUUCUACCCCCACAGAAAGCACUUUUAAAGGGGACUGCAGGAACGGUGGAACCUGGCAAAAUGGCGUAUGUCGUUGUCCAGAAGAGUGGAAAGGACUGAGAUGUACAAUAGUUAAUUUCUGUGGAAACAGUACCUAUGGGAAUUUUACUUUUGGCAAAAUUGCAGUGGGAAGAUAUGGGCCUUCCUUGGAAACAUGUGGCAAGGACACUCCAAACGCGGGCAGUCCAAGAGCAACCCGGCUGUGCAAUCUUACUGAAGAUGGAGAGAUAGAAUUACAAAAUGCGACAGAAGGAAAUUGCAGUAUAAAUCUGGAAAUCCUGGGAGAGGAGAUAGAUAGUAUAUCAACAAAUUCUUCAAUUAUUUCUAAAGAAGUCCAGAUUUUAACAUCUAAUACCGCUAAUUUAAAUGCUAAGAAAAUCACUUCUGCUACUAAAGUGGUUGGACAGAUCUUCAACACAUCCAGGAAUGCAUCACCUCAGGCAAAAAUAGAUGCUGUCACAACAGUGAGUCAACUUCUAGAUGCCAGUGAAAAGAUUUUUGAAGAAGCUGUUGAUAAAGAUGAAAAGGCCUUUUCAACGCUUAUUGCCGAAAUGGAGGAUUAUUCCUGGUCUUUGGGCAAUGAUUCAGUGGUGAACCCUAAUAUAGCAGUACAGUCUGUCCCUUUACGUCCGGAAGACACUGGGGGGUCUACAGGUGUUCUCUUCACUGUGAAGAGAGGAGCUAGCGAUUCUCUUUUCUCUGGUUCCACACAAGUAGAUACAGAGAAGGACGGUGUUCAUCCAGAUAAAAUGACUGAACUUCAGAUCUGGCUCAAUACAUCGAAAAGUAAUGCCAAGUCAUGUGGCUUUAUAGUGUAUCAAAACAGCAAGUUUUUCCAAUCAAAAACUUUUAAAAGUACAUUCAAUUAUAGUAUAAAAGUUAUCUCAAGCACAGCUAAUAACACUGGGAACAACCAGAAUGCUUCUGUCAAAAUGGUCUUUCGUCCACCGUACAUAGAAAAUAAAACCAAGGUCCAUUCCUUUGCCUGUGUCUAUUGGAAUUUUGCAAUUAAUGAUUGGGACACAGAUGGCUGUUUCAACGAUGGAGAGAGGGAUGGGGUGCUGUACUGCCGCUGUAACCACACUACAAAUUUUGCUGUGUUGAUGAGUUUUAAAAAGAAUUAUAAUUAUCAUGAACUACAGACAUUAUCCACCGUUGGAUGUGCGCUGUCCAUUACUGGUCUGACUCUCACAAUUAUAUUUCAGAUUGUCACCAGGAAAGUCAGAAAAACCUCAGUAACCUGGGUGUUGGUCAGUCUGUGCACAUCAAUGUUGAUUUUCAACCUCCUCUUUGUGUUUGGAAUUGAAAACGGCAAUAAGAAGAAUAAUGGUACCAAUAUUACUGCUUCUAAUGAAAAUAAAAUUCGCCCAGAAGAAAUUCUUGGGGACCAGAAUAGAAAGUGCACGGUGAUCACUGCCUUGCUGCACUAUUUUCUGUUAGUGAUGUUUACCUGGACUGGAAUCAGUGCAGUGCAGCUCUACUUCCUUCUGAUCAGGACCAUGAAGCCUCUUCCUCAACGGUUCACUCUUUACAUUUCUUUAAUUGGAUGGGGAGUCCCAGCUGUCAUGGUAGCUAUGACAGUGGGAAUUAUUUUUUCUCGGUAUUCUCCACAAUGGGAGCUAAAGUACCGGCAAGAAGAAAUCUGCUGGUUGGCAAUUCCAGAAAGCAAUGGGUUUGAAACAAAUCCAUUCUUGUGGUCAUUCAUUCUACCUGUGACCAUUAUCCUCAUCAACAAUGUUGUUCUAUAUAUUGUCAUUAUAGUCAAAGUGGUGUGGAAGAAUAACCAGAAUCUGACAAGCACAAAAAAGGUUUCAUUGCUCAAGAAGGUUUUUAGCACAUUAUCUAUUGCAGUCGUAUUGGGAAUUACCUGGAUCCUGGGAUUCUUUAUGCUAGUAUUUGAUGGGAAAGCCGGAGAGGCCUUCAGCUUCAUAUUCUGCAUUUUCAACACUACUCAGGGAUUGCAAAUUUUUAUCCUCUACACUGUCAGAACAAAAAUCUUCCAGAACGAAGCUUCCAAAAUGUUGAAGUUGCUGUCGUCAUCCGCUGACAGAGUGAAGUUGCUGCCAUCGGCAACCAGGAUGAGGCUGCGUGCGAGGAUGUAUAACAUGCUCAGGUCAUUGCCAGCCCUAAAUGAACGCUUUAGGCUGCUGGAGCCAGCUGUGGUUACCGAGGAAAUGACACUCUCUGAAAGUGACCAAGCAAGCAUAAGCAGCUAG